Messenger RNA from Paramecium tetraurelia, 393 nucleotides. RefSeq lists its product as uncharacterized. The record is from RefSeq and is a predicted model, not a curated record. Gene Ontology annotation, molecular function: protein binding. The transcript has 3 exons. NCBI's taxonomy places the organism in Eukaryota, Ciliophora, Oligohymenophorea, Peniculida, Parameciidae.
AUGAGUAGAUUUUAAGAAGCCUUGAAAUAUUAUGAUUUGGCAAUUGAGAAAAACCCUGAAAAUUCAGAAUAUUAUUGUUUCAAAGGUAUAAUUGACUUAUAAUUUUAAUAGCGGCUACUUUAGGAUUUUUUAGAUAGGUUUGAUGAAUCAAAAGAAUAUUGUAAUUUUAUCAUUAUGAAACACCCUAAAAGUUUAAAUUAUUAACAGUUUGAAGAGGUUACUGUAAGUUAAAUGAAUAGACUUAAAGAGACUUUAAAAUAUUAUGAAUUAGCCAUUUAAAAAAAUCCUAAAAAUUCUGAAUAUUAUUAAUUUAAAGAGAAUACUUUAAAAAAAAUAUAUGAAUUUGAAUCAGCAAUGAAAUCUUGUUAUUAGAUCUUUAGAAUAACUAGAUGA